AUGCGGAGUCUGGCGCUGCUGCUGGGCGUGAAAGCCGCCUGCAUCCUGCUGGUGUCCUCCCUGUCCGGGACCGGAGCGGUCAACAACAGCGGCCGGUGGUGGGGGAUCGUCAACGUGGCCUCCUCGUCCAACCUCCUCACCAACUCCAAGAAUGUGCAGUUGGUCCUGGACCCGAGUCUGGCGCUGCUGAGUCGACGCCAGCGCCGGCUGAUUCGCCAGAACCCUGGCAUCCUGCACGCCAUCUCAGCGGGCCUGCACACCGCCAUCAAGGAGUGCAAGUGGCAGUUCCGCAACCGCCGCUGGAACUGCCCGACCACACACAGCCCUGCAGUCUUUGGCCAAAUCACCAACCGCGGUUGCCGAGAGACGGCGUUUGUCUUUGCCAUCACCAGCGCCGGCGUGACCCACGCCGUGGCCCGCUCCUGCUCAGAAGGCUCCAUCGAGUCCUGCACUUGUGACUAUCGCCGCCGAGGGCCCGGCGGACCCGACUGGCACUGGGGGGGCUGCAGUGACAACGUGGACUUUGGCCGCAUGUUCAGCCGCGAGUUCGUGGACUCCAGCGAGAAGGGACGGGACCUGCGCUACCUCACCAACGUCCACAACAACCAGGCAGGCAGAAUGACGGUGUCCUCAGAGAUGCGGCAGGAGUGCAAGUGCCACGGCAUGUCGGGAUCCUGCACCAUCCGCACCUGCUGGAUGCGCCUUCCCAGCUUCCGCACCGUGGGAGACUUCCUGAAGGAUCGCUUCGACGGCGCCUCCCGGGUGGUUUACGCCAACAAGGGCAGCAACAGAGUGUCCCACCGAGCCGAUCCUCGACACCUCCAGCCCGAGAACCCAAAUCACAAACCGCCCUCUUCCAUGGACCUGGUCUACUUUGAGAAAUCUCCAAAUUUCUGCUCCUUGAGUGGCAAAAGCGGGAAUCUGGGAACGUCGGGAAGAACUUGCAACAGCUCCUCCCCUGGGCUGGAGGGGUGCGAGCUGCUGUGCUGCGGCCGCGGGUUCAAGACUCGCACCGAGAGCGUGACCGAGCGCUGCAACUGCACCUUCCACUGGUGCUGCCACGUCAGCUGCCUGAACUGCACCAGCACGAGAACACUGCACCAGUGUCUGUGAUGAGCUGAGGACUUUCAGGUGGCAGGUUUGACUCA
Molecule: messenger RNA, 1148 nt
Organism: Synchiropus splendidus (mandarinfish)
Lineage: Eukaryota; Metazoa; Chordata; Actinopteri; Syngnathiformes; Callionymidae
Gene: wnt1
Product: wingless-type MMTV integration site family, member 1
Exons: 4
Coding region: 1-1113 (370 amino acids)
Biological process (GO): canonical Wnt signaling pathway; neuron differentiation; cell fate commitment
Cellular component (GO): extracellular region
Molecular function (GO): frizzled binding; cytokine activity
Source: RefSeq, a predicted model, not a curated record